AUGGCAUCACCACCAAAGCCUUGGGAACGGGCCGGCGCAACUACCGCUGCGUCAACUCCUACCGCCGCUUCCAUCGCGACCCCGACACCGGCGGCCUCGAUUGCUUCGACGACUUCACCAUCGUCGGCGCCCACUGUCCCUGAGCGGCCAGCUUCUCUCGCCUCCGCGGUCAACCAGAACGCCUCGGCAUACAGCCGGACCGGACUCGGAGCCGGUAUCGGUGCAGCAAGCCCUUACGGCGGCGGAUACUCUUCGCCUUACGGCAGCCCGUACUCAAGGAUGGGUUCCUACGGCGGCUACGGUGGCGGCAUGUACGGAGGUUAUGGCGGAUAUGGCGGCGGCAUGUACGGAGGAGGCAUGUACGGCGGCAUGGGGGGAAUGGGCAUGGGAGGCAUGCCCGGAAACCCCAACGAUCCGAACAGCUUGACGAAUCGAUUCAACAACAGCACUCAGGCUACGUUCCAGAUGUUGGAGGGCAUCGUCGGCGCCUUUGGCGGUUUUGCUCAGAUGUUGGAGAGCACGUAUAUGGCUACACACUCCAGCUUUUUCGCCAUGGUUUCAGUAGCGGAACAGUUUAGUAACCUCAGAGAUACCCUGGGCUCGAUUCUGGGCAUCUUCACUCUGAUGCGCUGGAUCCGUACCCUCAUCGCCAAGAUUACCGGCCGUCCACCCCCAGCCGAUGCGACGGCUCUUACACCCGCUGCCUUUGCCAAGUUUGAAGGCCGACCGCCCAUCGGCCCCGAUGGCGCUCCUCUAGGACCUCCCAAGGCUUCUCGCAAGCCCCUCUUCUUCUUCAUUCUUGCUGCGUUCGGCCUCCCGUACCUGAUGCGCAAGAUGAUCAACACCAUGGCCCAAUCUGCGGAGGAGGAAGAACGCCGCCGCAUGGCGCUUGCCGGCGAGCAACAAGCCUUGGACCCCUCCAAGCUUGACUACUGCCGCGUAAUGUACGAUUUCACGCCCCAAGCCGGCAACGCCGUCAAGGAUGUGGACAUGGAGGUGCGUAAGGGCGAACUUAUCGCCGUUCUGUCCAAGAGCGACCCCAUGGGCAACCCCAGUGAGUGGUGGAGAUGCCGCGCUCGCGAUGGCCGCAUGGGCUACCUUCCCUCGACCUACCUCGAGGUUAUUAAGCGACCCGGACAGCCUUUGGCUGCGAUCAAGGCUGCCCCCGUGCCAGAGAAGGCCCCGGAAAUCAAGACCAAAAUUGGCGACGUGUCGCCCGAGAGCUUCCAGAAGAGCGUGUUCUAUAACUAG
Colletotrichum chrysophilum is the source of this 1251-nucleotide messenger RNA. RefSeq lists its product as uncharacterized. The record is from RefSeq and is a predicted model, not a curated record. The transcript is spliced from 3 exons. Gene Ontology annotation, cellular component: peroxisome; peroxisomal membrane; peroxisomal importomer complex. NCBI's taxonomy places the organism in Eukaryota, Fungi, Ascomycota, Sordariomycetes, Glomerellales, Glomerellaceae. Gene Ontology annotation, molecular function: protein binding. The coding region runs from base 1 to 1251 and encodes 416 amino acids. Gene Ontology annotation, biological process: protein import into peroxisome matrix, docking.